AUGACCGGAUUACGGAAUGCACAUUGUGGAUUUGUGGGAGAUGAUUUGUGUGUUAGCUGCUACUACAUUGACAGUGAGCUCAAUGCUUAUGCCAUAUCUUCUGCUCAGCUCUAUUCAAACACCCCUUCGGAUUUUGAUUUUAAGCUUGAAAGCCUUGCUCAAGGUUUUCGCUGCUUGUCAGAUUUUAUGGAACACCUUGCUGCUUCAGUUGAUAUUGUGUUUCCUGUCAUCCAUGGUCCUUUUGGUGAAGAUGGUACUCUUCAGGUUCUUGCUUUUCGGGAUAUCAAUCCACAAGCUCCUGUACACAUUUUGAUCAUUCCCAAAGUUAAGGAUGGUUUAACCAGACUCGCUAAGUUAGAUGUGCACUUAUGGAAUUAUCAUGCUGCAGUUAACUCUAGAGUUAGCUUGAAUCCUUCCCCUACAAUGGACAUCAAUGCUGCCAUCGGCAAUGAGGACAUGGGUGGGGAAAUGGAAUUUGAUAUUACAAAGACAAACACCAUUGCCACCAAUGUCACUGUGCUCUGCUCUGCAUCAGUUUUGCAUUCUUGCCGCCCUUGAAGUCCUGAGUUCUAUUAGUUUUUGUAUACUGUCAGACAACAUAUGUUAGUGUUUAUGUGUCCAAAAAUAUAUAUGUUAGUGUUUAUAUGUCCAUUUUUUUUUUUUAGUUUUUUAAAGUGUAAUAUUACAAGUUAUUGAGGCAAAUAUAUGUGUUUUAUGUAUA
Molecule: messenger RNA, 721 nt
Organism: Chenopodium quinoa (quinoa)
Lineage: Eukaryota; Viridiplantae; Streptophyta; Magnoliopsida; Caryophyllales; Amaranthaceae
Exons: 6
Coding region: 1-558 (185 amino acids)
Biological process (GO): peptidoglycan biosynthetic process
Cellular component (GO): chloroplast
Molecular function (GO): D-alanine-D-alanine ligase activity
Source: RefSeq, a predicted model, not a curated record